AUAUAUAAUGAAAUGUAUACAAACAUGUUUGAUAUUUCCUCAUGUGAUUCCCCGCUAAGUUAUUUAUAAAUUAUUGAUAAGAUUUCCUUGAGUUCUUGUGGUCAUGUUGGAUAAGACGAACGUGCGAUAGUGACCGUUAAAUAUAGAUAUUGUCAUGAAAUAUUUAAUUCUACUUCUACCAUUAGUAUACGCCAGUAUACAACGCGAUGGCAUCACAAUCAGUAUCGAACCUGGACCCACUGAAGCCAACACCACUAUCAAAUAUGAAGGAAAAGAUCUGAAGAUGCUAACAGAUAAAGAUAAAACAGCGUUUAAUCUCACUCAAGAAUCUAUAAAAAGAGCUGUUGAAGUAUAUGCCAAUGAAAAAGCGACAGAUGUAUUUAUCAAAAGCCCAACACCUUGGGGUGAUAUUUACAAAACUUAUAUUUGGAGGGAAGUGAAAAGAGAAUUCAAAAUAAAAGAUAUAAAGGUAGUAAACGUUACACAUAAAGAACGCAUUCUGUCUGCUAAAGAUUAUAAAAAUGAUGGUGAUGAGAGAAAGAAUAUAAAAGGAAUAGUAAAUGAUGGUUAUGACUCAUUUUAUUCAAGACAUUAUUGGAGUGGAAAUGAAAAAGUUAAUGCCCGUGUCAUAUACAAUCUGACAAGACCUUAUGAUCCUCCACUACUUUAUGGAUACUCUUCAGACGUCGGACAGCAUUAUUUUGAAAGCGGAGUCAAUAUAAUAACUAUUAAAGAAUCACGAGCUAAGUUUUCUUUAGAACCGAAACAGAGCGCUAAAUUUAUGUCAAAGCUGAUCAAGUUACAGUUAGGGUUAUGGUUAACUAUGAAACUAGUUUAGUAGGAGAUGUAGUUGUAAAUUUUGAGAAUAAACAUAAAGGUCAUCAUUUCUGGGCGUAUGAUAUAAAUGAAGUUUUAUCUGCUGCGAAUAUGACGAGCACUGUGGUAACUAAUGAAUAUGUUGAAAUACACUAUUUAAAGGAUUUUAAAAUAAGAAUUGUUGAUGCUUUUAUAGGUAAUGAUAUUGAAUUCACUGAAGGUUUUUUUAGUUUUA
Leguminivora glycinivorella is the source of this 1051-nucleotide messenger RNA. RefSeq lists its product as uncharacterized. Lineage: Eukaryota; Metazoa; Arthropoda; Insecta; Lepidoptera; Tortricidae. The record is from RefSeq and is a predicted model, not a curated record. The transcript is spliced from 2 exons. Bases 155 to 838 code for a protein of 227 amino acids.